AUGUGUGACUCAAUGUUUCGAGCCCUCCGCCACCAUGUCCCAAUUCGGCGGCCCUCUUUCGCGUCUUCAGCAUUAGCAGCUGCUGCCCAAGUGCAUCCACGUGCCGACAUAGACCCAGCGCUCCGCAACUUGUUGCGCGACGUUGAUAUCUCAUUAGGAAGCAAGAAGCGGACCUCCCGUGGCCCGCAACCUUUGCUGAAAAAAGAACUGGUUGAAGUCCCUGGUCAAAUCUCUGACGUUUUGGAGUCCGCCAUCGUCGACUCAAAUGAAAUAGAGUCUUUCGAGGACGAGCCUACAAUGGGCCGAAAAUCCCCGGCGGCAGAGUUUGGAGAGUAUGGGUUGGGAGCUGCCGUCUUGCCAUUCGAACUUCAAAAAUCAAUUGAUUUAAUCAUCUCUGAGAGUGACAAGAAACAACUACACAAUGACGCAGAACGGCUAUUCCACGACACUAACAGCGAAUUCGCACAAGGGGGCUGGGAAGCAGCGUAUGACAUCCAGUACAGAACAAAAAAUCAAGUUCAUGAACAUGCUGAACGAGAUGGAUCGGCAUUUGCUUCAGUCGCACUUCCUGCUCAUUUCUCCGUUAUCACCGCAGUGUUGGCCCAUCUAAAGCGCCGGCUUGAACCAGAAUGGCGCGUUGAACGUAUCAUCGACUGGGGAGCCGCUACUGGAAGUGGUUUAUGGAGCAGUGCCUAUGCCUUCCAGGAACCUCACACACCAAGCUCCCAACGAGAUGUAGUCAAUCGCACGAUCUCUAAUACCACCUUACGACAGUACAUUGGCAUUGACAAGAGGGAAGGACUAGUCACCGUGGGCAAACGUUUGUUGCGAGAUGUUGAUACUGGGCCACUACGAGUAUCUUGGCGCAAGGCUCUUCGCGACGACGACAUAGUUCCCCGGUCAGAAGGGCACUACACGGUCGCUUUGUCGGCUUUCAUGCUAACAUCGCUUCCCACAAAUGUUGCCAGAAAGGCACUGAUCAAAGAAAUGUGGUCAAGUGGAGCGCACGUCCUGGUUAUUAUAGAUCACAAUACCAAGGAGGGUUUUGAAGCCAUCGCUCAAGCUAGGGAUUAUGUCCUGACCUCUGGCGACAAGGAAUUCAAUGAUCCCGAAAUGGAUGGCUGGGAUAUUCGUGGCUCACAUGUCGUUGCUCCGUGUCCUCAUGAUCGCCCCUGUCCAUUAUACUACCCUGGCGACAUUAAACUCGUCUGCGGGUUCUCUCAGCGCUUACAACGGCCCUCCUUUGUACGCCGCACGAAGCAUUCUGGCAAAGGUCAUGAAGACAUGGGGUAUUCAUAUGUCGUUCUGCGGCGCGGUCACCGACCUGCCAACCCUGACACACAUUUCGGACGUGUGGGGCGGGUCGGGCAAUCGGCGCUCGGCCGAGAGCAACCUCCAAUCAAGGAGCUCUUCCUUCAUGACGAGACGGAGCCUGUACCGCUCGAGGAGGAAAAACAAGAUUCGAUGAGCCUUGAGAUUGCAGAUGGGCAACCAUCAACUCCAGCAGCGAUGGAUGCUGCGUUGCGGCUAGAAGCUUAUCAUUGGCCACGACUCAUAUUCCCUCCCCUCAAGAAAAGUGGCCAUCACAUCCUCGACGCGUGUGCGCCUCACGGCAAAGUCAUACGGAUGACGAUCCCCAAGUCUCAAGGCAAACAGCCGUUCUACGACGCGCGCAAAUCUGAAUGGGGGGACCUCUUCCCUCACCCGCCCAAGAAUCCUGCACAGGAGCGAUACCAACCACUGCGUGUUAACGGAAAGGCCAGGCCCAUUCGCCACCCAGAUAUCGGCAAAAGAGGCGGCAAGCCAGCCCAAAAGGGCGUUAGUUAUGGCGCGUUGGCAGAAGACUUGAAAGCUGCCCGCAAACAGAGUAAAAGGGACCGACUUGCUCGUAAGCAGCAAUGGGAGCAAGAGUAA
Messenger RNA from Mycena indigotica, 1914 nucleotides. Its product is annotated as 3-methyl-2-oxobutanoate hydroxymethyltransferase. The transcript has 7 exons. Gene Ontology annotation, molecular function: methyltransferase activity; structural constituent of ribosome. Bases 1 to 1914 code for a protein of 637 amino acids. Gene Ontology annotation, biological process: translation. Gene Ontology annotation, cellular component: mitochondrial small ribosomal subunit. The record is from RefSeq and is a predicted model, not a curated record. Lineage: Eukaryota; Fungi; Basidiomycota; Agaricomycetes; Agaricales; Mycenaceae.